Messenger RNA from Capra hircus (goat), 622 nucleotides. RefSeq names its product cationic amino acid transporter 3-like. The annotation marks the transcript as partial. Lineage: Eukaryota; Metazoa; Chordata; Mammalia; Artiodactyla; Bovidae. Gene Ontology annotation, biological process: amino acid transport. Gene Ontology annotation, molecular function: amino acid transmembrane transporter activity. The record is from RefSeq and is a predicted model, not a curated record. The transcript has 5 exons. Gene Ontology annotation, cellular component: plasma membrane.
AAAUUGGAGGAAACUGUCCCUCUGCAUGCACCCUACUUUCUGGCCAGGAUGCAGACUUUUCGCACUGGGCCUGGUGCUGCUGCUUGCGGUACUACUCGCUCUGGGAGUUCCUGAGUCAGCCUGGGUUUACAGAGUGUUCACGGGCAUCAACCUUUUGGUUCUCAGCUUCAUCAUCGUCUCUGGCUUCAUUAAUGGAGACCUGCACAACUGGAAGCUCACGGAACAGGACUACCCAUUGGCAACAGCUGUAUUCUCGUAUAGCUUGGGCCCUCCAGGUGCUGGAGGGUUUGUGCCUUUUGACUUUGAGGGGGUUGUCCAAGGAGCAGCUACGUGUUUCUAUGCAUUUGUUGGUUUUGCUGCCAUUGCCGCUAGAGAGAGAGGAGACCUCAAGCCUCAGCGGUCCAUCUCCCUGAUCUCACUCCUCAUGUGCUUUUUGGCGUAUUUCGCUGUCUCAGCGGCACUCACCCUCAUGGUGCCCUACUACCAGAUUCAUCACCACAGCCCCUUGCCCGAGGCUUUUCUCCAUGUUGGCUGGGGCCCUGCCAGAUAUGUGGUGGCUGUUGGCGUCCUCUGUGCUCUUACGUCCAGCCUCCUGGGUGACAUGUUCCCAUGUCUCGGUUAA